UUUUCAUACAAAAAUAAACAAAACAAGUAUAAUUUUAAUUAAAAUAUUUUCUUUUGUUGAAAUUUUGCAACAAAAAUUUAUAAAAUUUAUCACUGUUUUUCUUUAAAACAUAAAAAAAAAAAUAAUGAACAAAGAUGUUGAACUUACUCACAAGCUAAGAAAAACUUCUGAGAAAAUAUCUGAAAACAUUCAUAUCGUAGCCAAUGAUCCAUCUCUAGCAUUCUUCCGUAUUCAAGAACAUGUUCGCAAGGUCCUUCCACCGAUUGUCGAAAAAAGAGCCGAAGUUAUUCAGUUGCAAAAUGAUUUGCAAGGACAUUGCUAUGACAUGGAAUAUGCUGUCAGUGCCGUCGAAGGAAUUGAUAAAUCCGAUGCAAUAUUCAAGAAUAUCCAAGACAUGCUGAAAACAUCAAUAUUUCUCAAACAACAAUUGAAAUACGAAGAAACCAAAAGUAGAACAAAACGAGAAUCCAGUCAGAAUUCGGUGUACAAACGUUUCUCAGCUCAUUUGACUUUGGAUCUCAAUGACUUGCCUGAUUUCUCUGGUGUCAUGAGAGAGACAACGAACAGAGUUGAGAAUAUGAUGUCAAAUAGAUCGAGUGCUCCGGUGGACAAUCCAAUGGAGCUACAAAGAUCUCAUACCACACUUCAUUGAGGAAUUUAGAAUUAAAAAAAAAAUUAGUUUAUUUGAAAUUACAUAUUUAUUGGUCAUUGUUUAAUUUAGUUUUUUAAGAAUUCAAAAAUAAUUAUACACGACGAAUCAGUCAAGAUACAUGAGUUUCAAUUCUA
Molecule: messenger RNA, 786 nt
Organism: Episyrphus balteatus (marmalade hoverfly)
Lineage: Eukaryota; Metazoa; Arthropoda; Insecta; Diptera; Syrphidae
Product: BLOC-1-related complex subunit 8 homolog
Exons: 3
Coding region: 125-652 (175 amino acids)
Cellular component (GO): BORC complex
Source: RefSeq, a predicted model, not a curated record